This is a messenger RNA of Durusdinium trenchii, 7557 nucleotides long. NCBI's taxonomy places the organism in Eukaryota, Dinophyceae, Suessiales, Symbiodiniaceae. The record is from the annotation of a GenBank genome assembly.
AUGUCGUUCUACGACGUGUCCAUCAGCUUGCCUGCCAAGGUGCGAGGCCCAGAAGCUGAAGAAGAGUGGCAAGAGGCCCACCAGUAUCGCCAGUAUGCGAAGUAUAUCAUGAAAUGGGAUGAGUUGGAGUUGCAAAUCCGGACGAGGUUGGCCAAUCGUUGGCCCUUGGUCUUCACAGGUGCAGAACUCUAUGGACCAGAUCCAAAUAGUGAAGUCAGCACGGAGGUUUUGCUGGGCCGUGGUGCUUUGGUGCUUCUGGAUCCUCCUGAGACAGCGAACAAGGUUGGUAGUUACGAGCUUUUGUUCUACUGUGAGGACGAGGAGCAGCGAACAGCAGCAGAUGCAGCAUCUGAGGCCAUGAAGACGGCAAGCAGCAGCCUCAGCACAAGCCGUGGUCGUGCCAAGCGCAGCAUAAAUUUCAAACAUGCUGAGCUAUUUGAAUUCGAGGGGCAGCUGAGUUUGCAGCAGGGCAGGCAUCAGAUUUUGAGAGACGAGCUCCAUGAGGACGCCGAGGAGGAGUACUGGCAGGAGGGUGAAGAGGAAGAAGCCCUUGAAGAGUCCUAUGAGCCGGAAGAGCCCAAGGCCAAGGACGAGAUGGAUGGUCGGCUACCCCUUCGCUGGCUGGUGAUUCACAUGCAGGCGAUGACCGCCGCGAUCCCGGAAGCCCAUCGAAGACCGAAGACCACCUCCAAGAGCCCCUCAAAGGAUUCAGGAGAAUCCAGGUCCCAAAAGCGACCACGUGGAAACCUUCCACCAGCUCCGGUCUUCAACGGCGACCGUAAGACCAAUCCCAAGUGCUUCAAGAUCUGGAUUGGCAAGGUCGACUCCUACGUUGAGAUCGCCCGCAAGAUCAUCGACGAGGGCGAGAUUGGUUUGCGCUUGCGCGCGGCGCUGGAGGGCAAGGCCGCAGAGUACCUCGAGGACGCGCCCGCCAAGACCUUCGGUGGUGUUGAUGGAUGGCGCAUCCUCAUGAGGGUCCUCCAGGAGAAGUUCGACGAGCCGCAGGCCGCCGACCUUCUGGACAAGGCUCAUCGCGAUUGUCGCGAUACAGGCCUCGACGUGCCCGAUGCCGUCGUCAUCUACUGGUACUUCGAGCACACCGGUCUCAGCCAGGAGCGCCAGGCGAACCUUCUGCUUCGCACUAAUGGCGAGGACAACUGGCGCAAGCUGAAGCAGGCCAUCGACGUCCUCUACCCCAACACUUGGCCAAGUUGGGACGCCUCGGAAGAGCAGCUUGAGGAUUGGCUAUGGGAGAACGACCCCAUUGAGACCCUGGCCAACGCCGACCUACAACCGGGAGUUCCUGAAGAAGUUUCGCGAGAACUUCACCAAUGUUUCGCCACUCACCGGGAGAACCGGCAGAAGUUGGCCAAGGCAGUCAAAGCCCGUGGCUUCUAUGUGUCUGGUGGCAACGCCAGCAAGGGCAAGAAGGGUGGCAAAGGAUCCAAGGGCGGCAAGUCCAAGUCCAAAGGAUCCAAAGGCGGCAGCAAGGCUCGUGGCGUGUCCUUGCAAGAGCUCAAAGCCGUCGCCGCCUGUGGCGACUGUGAACAGAUCGGCCACUGGAAGGGCGACCCUGAAUGCCCCAGCGGAGCUCACGAGACCGUCGCCAGGAAAGUGGAUGCCCUUCUCAAGAAGCUCAAGCCGACAGCACCAUCUGUGGAUUUGCGAGCAGUCCGUACCGAGCUAGCCAAGGGCGCCGCCCGUCACUAUGAGUCCGACAAGUUCCAGGCGGUUGGAUCUGCUUGGGCGCUGUUGGUCGACAAGGACAAGAAGGCGCCGGACCUUGACAACCUGAGGCAGCGCCGGACCUUCAUGGCAAGGCGAGUGGAUUGGGGUGGCAUCAUCGCCGUGCGCGACGACGAUGAGGAGGAGCUCAUUCCUGACCUUCCACUUGGCAGUCGACAGGUCCUGGAGGCCAUCGCCCCGCGAUUCCUGGACAAGUUCGAGAUUGCCACCAAGUUCGCGCUAAAGCCCAAGGAGGCAGCCCACAACUUGGAAGGGUGCUACUCGCAAUCAUCCUCGCAGGAGCUGGCGGUCUCCAUCAACGAGGUGGUGCGCAAGAAGACCACUACGGCAGUGCAGAGCAAAGCCAAGCCUUCGCCUUCGAAGCGCUCACCGGUCAAGGACGAGCAGGACUCCUCAGCCGAGUGGAGCGAAUGGCAACCUUUGAAGUCUGGUGUACGCCGCAAGCUGAGGCGCAAUGCCCGCAAAGCUUUGGCCCUGAGCAGAGCUUCCCGAGGAGUGGUUCAAACCAAGAUGACCCCUUCUUCCUGGCCCCGCAGGACCUGUGGCUAUGACCUCAUCGAGAUCUUCGGUGGAACUUCGAUUCGUCAACUUGGUCUUGGUGCUCUAUGCUGGAACUGGUGCGUUUGCGGGCGCCCUCCCUCUCAGCGACAAUGCACAUGGUCGGACUUCUUGCUCGAGCGCUGGCUGGCUGUGGCUUUUGUAAAAGCUGGGUUGCUUUCUCCGGCUGUUUCUUCGCCUGUUGGUGCCUUGGUUCCCCGGGACGAGGCUGGUGAAGAUUUGGCCUGGAUGGAGGCGGUAAAACCUGAGUUAGUGGCGCAUAGUGAUUGGGCACAGGAGUCCUCUCCGUUUGGUUCACUUGGCUGGAGAUUGGUUCCAUUCAUGUGGACUUGGAUGACGAUGCUUGCGUAUUUUGUUGACCGCAGCUCCAUUAGCGCGAAGUUUUGGCUUCGUUGCUGUGAGUGGCUGUGGCCACGACGAGCUGGACAGCAGUGUCGUUUUGUGUCCAGGGUUCGAGUUACCAAUGUUCCUGUGCAGAAGGAGUUGGCGACCUUGCGGGUGUCUGUUGACCAAUUCUUGAUGUUGUCCGGUCGCAAUGCGGUUUUCGUUGAUCGAUUGGAAAAGGAUCAAACUGUUCGUCCAAUGUUGAUUGGAAGGAGCUCAAGCAGCUCGAGAAGGAUCGAGAUUCCCUUCCACCUCACCCCCGACGAGUGGCGUGAGGGCUACCGCGAGGCGCUGAUAAAGGAAUCAUCCACAUGGAUCCGCUACGGCGCCGUGGUCUUGCUUGACAUCGAGGCUUCGAGAGCAGUUGAAGCCCUGGUGAGCUGGUUCCUCUUCAACAGCGACAUCACCGGAGCCUUUCUCCAAGGGGAUCAGAGCAUGGCGGCCCGGAAAGAAGCACUAUAUCUUCGACCCCCUCGCGAAGGCCUUCCUGGUGUACACCCCAAGCAGUUGACGCUGGUGGUACGUGGCAUUUUUGGGUUGGCUAACUCACCACGUUUGUUUUGGAGGCACCUUCGUGACUCCCUCCUCAAGAUGGGCUUCCGCCAGAGCACCUUGGACAGGGCCAUGUUUUUCUACUACAAGGACGAGCGCUUGAUCCUGGCCCUGGGAGCUCACGCGGAUGAUUUGCUUGGCGCUGGAGAGCCAGGCGCUGAUGAGAGUCUGGACCAGAUCCGGAACACCUUCGACUUCGGCGCAUGGGCUCACAGCAGGACAGAUGAGGUGUUGGAAAAUGGUGGCAAGCAGAUCCGCCAGAAGCCCGACGGCUCCAUUUGGCUGUCAGAAGUUGAUCAAGGCCACCAAUGUCACACCUAUCCCCAAGUGGAGGUCUUCAACGCCCAAUGCACCGCUCUUGGCUUCAGAGAUGCCGCUUUAGAAGCUGCUGGUGGCUUGGCAAGCCUGAUGGAUUGGAGAAGCCACAAGAUAAAGAGACAGUGCAGGUCGACGCUGGCCGCCGAGAGGAUGGGUCUCGAUGCUGCAGUGGAUGCUGGACUCUAUGUCCGGGAGAUCUUCGCGGAGGCCUUGGUCUUCGGCUACGAGCCUCUGUACGACCUGCUCACCAAGGAUGAUGGUUCGCUCUCCACGACUCAGGAGAAGCGCUUGGCGAUAGACCUUGGAGGUCUCAAAGAGACGGCUGCCGAAUUUGACGAACAGAUGGAGCGGCUUGCUGAAGUGUACAAGUGGGUUGACACCCACCACCAGCUAGCAGACCAUCUGACGAAGCAGAAGCCGACGCAUUUGCUUCGUGGAAUUUUGGGCCAUGGUCGGUUUUGCACAGAGGGCCCGAAGCUGGAGUUUGGUGGGCCCAUAUCGCAAGCAGAUGCAGGUGCUGCAACCCGAGUGCCACUUCGCCAGUUCGCUCAGCGCUUGCAGAGUGCCAUUGCGCAAGCAGCAACCCUUCUGGUGGACAGGCAUCAAUCGCUCACUCGCCAGAGCUCAGACUUCACACCAACACAAGACGAGGAGAUGAUCAAGCUGUCCUAUGGAGUCCAGGCACUGGCUAUGAUGAAUAUGUCACUUCCUCGGCUAGUGGUUGGGGCGUCAAACCUGCAAGCGGGCUUGCGAGAUCUCGUGCCACCUUCUGCUGCGGUCUGUGCAGAGCAUUUGAGUGAAGAGGAGCUGCAGGAAGCGGAGAAAGCAGAGAAGCAAGAAGCAGAGCUGAGAGCAGAAGCAGAACUGAACCUGCGGAACAUUACCAUCGAUGAGCUUUACAGCGUUGUGCCACACGUGGAGCACCUCAUUUACCAAGCCAGUUGCCUCUUGAAUUCCAUCCGGAGCAGCGUGGUUGGCAUGGUGGGUGGAGCUGCCAAGAAGAUCAUCACAGUGGAGCCCUGGGUCUUGCGUCAGCUGGCCGAACAUUGCAUCACCGAGAUCAGUCACUUUCUUCGGCCGGGUCACCUUGCACAGCUUGGAAAGAUUCUCACAGAUCCUGAGGCUUCAGCAAAUGAUCGCUUCACAGCGCACAAUCUCCUACAGAAUGCUGUGAAAGCUAGCGGAGGGCAGCUUCCCGGAUGCCAGGACACGGGCACUGCCAUUGUAAUGGGGAAGCGUGGAAUGAGUGUAUUCACUGCUGGCGACGAUGAAGAGCAGCUAUCUGGGGGCGUCUACGAUGCUUACACAAAGAGGAAUCUGCGAUACUCGCAAAUGGCUCCUGUCACAAUGUUUGCAGAGAAGAACACAAAGUGCAAUCUGCCAGCGCAGAUUGACCUUUUGGCGACCUCUGAAGCCAAAUAUGAGUUCCUUUUUAUGGCAAAAGGCGGCGGAUCUGCGAACAAGACCUACUUGUACCAGCAAACCAAGGCCUUGCUGAAUCCAAAGAAGCUGGAAGCGUUCAUCAAAGAAAAACUGCAGACUCUGGGCACAAGUGCUUGCCCACCUUACCAUGUUGCCUUGGUAAUUGGAGGGACCUCAGCUGAAACUUGCUUGAAGACCGUUAAGCUUGCAAGUGCCAGGUACUACGAUGACCUCCCGACCUCGGGCAGCGACAGUGGCCGAGCUUUCCGUGACCUGGAAUGGGAGGAAAAAGUGCUGAAGAUUUGUCAAGAUUUGGGGGUGGGAGCCCAGUUUGGUGGGAAGUACUUCGCUCAUGAUGCACGGGUUAUGAGACUCCCACGGCAUGGUGCAUCCUGCCCAGUUGGCCUUGGCGUCUCUUGCAGUGCUGAUCGACAGAUCCUGGCCAAGAUCACAGCGGAAGGCGUUUUCGUGGAGGAGUUGGAGCACAAUCCUGCACAAUAUUUGCCAUCUGGACCUGUGGAAGGCCUUUCUGAACAGGUGGUUUCUAUCAGCUUGCAGCAGCCCAUGAAAGAUAUAUUGGCAGUACUCACAAAGUAUCCCAUCAAGACCCGAGUCUCCCUGACAGGUCCCCUCAUUGUUGCCAGAGAUAUUGCCCAUGCGAAGAUCAGUGAGCUCUUUGAACAGACAGGGAAGCUUCCACAGUACGUCAAGGACCAUCCAAUCUACUACGCUGGGCCAGCCAAGACACCGGCAGGAUUUGCUUCUGGCUCAUUUGGUCCUACAACUGCUGGCCGAAUGGACACCUACGUUCCAAUGUGGCAGCCUCAUGGAGCUUCUUUGGUGACUCUUGCCAAAGGCAAUCGGUCCAAACAGGUCACUGAUUCUUGCAAGCAGUAUGGCGGCUUCUACCUUGGAAGCGUGGGUGGUGCUGCUGCAGUUCUAGCUGAAGAUUGCAUCAAGAAGGUGGAGGUGCUGGAAUUUCCGGAGCUUGGUAUGGAAGCAGUGUGGAAAAUCGAGGUGGAGAACUUCCCGGCUUUCAUUCUGGUUGAUGACAAAGGCGCUUUGCCAAAGAAGAAUAUGCAGAUGACACAACAUACUGGUAGUAACACAAGCAGGUUUCAAGCCAAGAAAUACAGUCCGGUGCAGGCCGGAGGGGUCGCCAAAGACUACUUGGCUCUUUGCCGGGCGCUGAUAGAUGGCCUUGGUUGGGAGGUGACCUUGCUGACACCUGUAAACAUCCAAGAGUCUGGUGAAGACGAUGUUGCGAGAUGGUUACUGAAUGGGCAGCUUGUCUAUGCUCCUGUUGGAGCUGUUGAAGCAUCCAGCAACAUCGGGGUCGCUGCUUUCAUGGACUUUUUUUCCAUCACGAACACUGUGAUCUUCUUGCGGCUCCUAGCGGGCAAGAGAGGCCACGACGUCUGCUUCCUUGAUGACAGUUGCUUGCGAAUAGCUCCAAUCAUGCUCUUGCGAAGCUUUGGUAUUCCAAGUAUCGCCACAACCCACUCAGAUGUACCAUCGCAUCCAAUGUACCAGGAAUCCAUGUUGAUGAAGAUCCUUUGGUGGCUUCAUUUGGCCUCGGCAUUCUUUGCAACUGUUCAUGCGACGGUGGCAAGCGUCUAUGCCAAGUCGCUUUGGGAGCGAUACGCAGUCCCAGUUCACUGCGUUUGGCCACCUGUUCUUUGGUCCGAUGAGUUUCGUCGGCCCUUAGAUGAUUUGCUGGAUGCUGCAUCCCGCCAAAGGGCUUGUUGGAUCGAUAGGUUUGGGUUUUGCCCAAAAGCAAUUUUCCUUUUUGCGGGAAGGUGGUCCGCAGAAAAGCGAAUCCACUUGCUUGUUGAUGCUAUACCCGAAGACUGUGGCCUUGUCAUUGUCGGUGACAGUGACGCAGACUACGCAGAUGAAAUCGAGGCCAGUGUCAGGCGAAAUGUGCUCCCACAAAGAGGCAUGCUUGGUGCUGAAGACCUUCGCAUUGCCUAUGCUGCAAGCGACUUGUACGUCUCUGCGAGCACCUGCGAGACGCUUGGGAACACUGUCGUUGAAGCCUGGAGCUCUGGAACGCCCGUUGCAAUUCAGCCUGUUGGAGGGCACUUGGAAUUUGUCAAGGACGAAGAGAAUUCUUAUCUUGUUGACUUUGACAACAGCCAGAGGGCUCGCGAGCAUCUCUCAAGGAUAGUUGCUGGAGGCACCAAAGCAGCUGUCGAGCCUUGCCUCUCUAAGAUGGGAGAGCACUUCCGACAGCUGAACUUUUCAGGUGAAAUUCAGAGGCUUUUGCUCGAUCCAGUCCUUGCAACUGCUGCAACCUGGCGAGCUCGGAGUGUGCUUGAGAUUCUGCUGCGAGGGAUUCUCUUCUUAGCGUGCUGCGUAGUUUGGCCAGCCACCAUGGUGUGGUCCCGUGUGUACUUCGCAAUGUCGUGCGACCCGAAGUACAGGCAUGUGGCCCCUGGUAGUGCUAAUGAGCCUGACUUUGAGUCCAAGCCAUCAGGAGGAUCCAACUCGCUCCAGGAAUCCUGCUGCUCAACUUCAGCUACUCACGAUGAAAGCGCAAGGCCGCUUGUUCAAAGUGACAACUCAGACGUCUAA